UCCAAAGAUCAAGAUUUUUGUAUGAAAUAUUUAAAUUAAGAAUUUGCGCGAUUUCAUCAGUGCUUUUGAGUCUGAUGUCUCUAGUCAAGGCCCAUUCGUCUACGUUGGCAACCAAAUGUGGAAGUCUUGAAACAUGAUUUGGUAGUAUGCCUGCCUGAUAUUUAUACAAAUUCAUGCACUAAAUAUGUAAAUUCUUCAUUAAAUGGCUUAAUUGAGUUAAAUGAAAGCAUUUAUCCUGCUCUUAAGGGCUUUCGCGGAUCAUAUGACUACAAGAUGAUUGCUCGCAUUAAUCCGUUUUGGUUGACUUUUGAACCACCAAGCGAUACAUCGUAUUAUAUAAUGGGGACCUUGUACACGAUUAUAUUCGUGUUUGGUGUAACCGGCAAUGGAUUGGUUAUCUAUAUGUUUGCUAGAUGCAAAGCAUUACGGACCACUUCCAAUAUAUUAGUUUUCAACUUGUCUCUAAGUGAUUUAAUGAUUGUCAUCAAGUGUCCUGUUGCAAUUUAUAAUAAUUUUAUGCGUGGACCUGCCCUAGGAGAUUGGGGUUGCCGUUUAUAUGCAUUUGCCGGCGGAUUUAGUGGCACAGCCUCUAUUUGCCUAUUGACUGUCAUCUCUGUAGAUCGUUAUAGUGUCGUAGUAAAUCCUUUAAGUCCUAUGCGUUUUAAUUAUCAAUCAAAAUUAUUAUUUCUUGUACUAAUAGCCUGGCUAGAAGCUUUUUUCUUCUCUGUUAUACCGCUACUCGAAGUGGGUCUAUCGGUUUAUGUGCCCGAGGGUUAUUUAACCACCUGUUCCUUUGACUAUUUGGACAAAACCAUGCCAGCACGGGUGUUUAUGUUCUUAUUCUUCUUCUUUGCCUGGUGUAUACCGUUGAUGAUUAUAUUCUAUUGUUAUUUUCAUAUCCUGCGAGCCGUGUUUAAAUCCAAGAAAAUACAAUGUAGUCACAACAAACAAAAAGUUGAAGAACGUUUAGCAUUCAUUGUAUUGCUUAUUAUUGGUUUAUGGUUUUUGGCUUGGACUCCUUACUCCAUAGUUGCUAUGGCAGGGGUUUUUGGCAUGGAGGUAUUGACACCCGAUCGUUCCAUGAUUCCGGCCUUGUUUUGUAAAACAGCUGCCUGUCUGAAUCCGUUUCUCUAUACAAUUUCUCAUAAGAGAUUUCGCAAUGAAUUGCAACGUUUGUUCUGCAAACGUAAACCAAUUUAUCAAUAUUCUAUGACACGUUCUUCCUAUGUUACUCGCUCGACCAGACGUAAUCGCAUUGAUCCGGCGGUGUUGGAUAAUACAAAUGCUAAACAAUUGGAAAAAUAUCGUAAUAAUUUAAAAUCAAAAAUAUCUAUAGAUAAUGCCACUAUUGGUGGUGUAGUCAAUUGUAGUCUUUAUGGCGCUAGUGAGGCAGCAGCAGAUAUUUUCCAUAAACGAAAACGUCACAAGAAAUCUUCAAAUUUUGGGAAGAAACAAAUAAGUCCGGAAUUGUCUUCGGAAGAACCUGGUAUUUUUGUUCUAGAACUAGGCGAUUACAAAACUCCCAAGACACAACCCUCAUUAGAGACUAACUUUUAAAGGAGUAGUUCAGUUUUA
Lucilia sericata (common green bottle fly) is the source of this 1575-nucleotide messenger RNA. Its product is annotated as opsin, ultraviolet-sensitive-like. Gene Ontology annotation, biological process: G protein-coupled receptor signaling pathway. Gene Ontology annotation, cellular component: membrane. The record is from RefSeq and is a predicted model, not a curated record. NCBI's taxonomy places the organism in Eukaryota, Metazoa, Arthropoda, Insecta, Diptera, Calliphoridae. Gene Ontology annotation, molecular function: G protein-coupled receptor activity.